Apodemus sylvaticus (European woodmouse) is the source of this 2091-nucleotide messenger RNA. RefSeq names its product zinc finger protein 431-like. Gene Ontology annotation, molecular function: RNA polymerase II cis-regulatory region sequence-specific DNA binding; DNA-binding transcription factor activity, RNA polymerase II-specific. Lineage: Eukaryota; Metazoa; Chordata; Mammalia; Rodentia; Muridae. Gene Ontology annotation, biological process: regulation of DNA-templated transcription. The transcript has 5 exons. The annotation marks the transcript as partial. The record is from RefSeq and is a predicted model, not a curated record.
GUGACUUUGGAUGAUGUGCAUGUGAACUUCACUGAGGAAGAGUGGAAUUUGCUGGAUCCUUCCCAGAAGAAUCUCUACAAAGAUGUGAUGUUGGAAACCUACCUGAACCUCAACGCUAUAGGCUAUAAUUGGGAAGACCAACAUCUUGAAGAACAUUUUCAAAGUAUUAGAAGACAUGAAAGGCAUGUAAGAAGAUAUACUGGAGUGAAACCUUAUGAGUGUAAUAUAUGUGGUAAAGCCUUUGCAAGAUCCAGUAAUCUCCAAUAUCAUAAAUCAACACAUACUGGAGAGAAACCUUAUGAAUGUAAUCAAUGUGGUAAAGACUUUGCAGCACACAGUAAUCUCCAAAGACAUAAAAGAACACAUACUGGAGAGAAACCUUAUGAAUGUAAUCAAUGUGGUAAAGCCUUUGCACAGCGCAGUCAUCUCCAAAGACAUAAAGGAACACAUACUGGAGAGAAACCUUAUUUGUGCAAUCAAUGUGGUAAAGCCUUUGCACUGCACAGUUAUCUCCAAAGACAUAAAAUGACACAUACUGGAGAGAAACCUUAUGAAUGUAAUCAAUGUGGUAAAGCCUUUGCACAGCACAGUGUUCUCCAAAGACAUAAAAGAACACACACUGGAGAGAAACCUUAUGAAUGUAAUCAAUGUGGUAAAGCAUUUGCACAGCGCAGUCAUCUCCAAUAUCAUAAAAGAACACAUACUGGAGAGAAACCUUAUGAAUGUAAUCAAUGUGGUAAAGCCUUUGCAUGUCACAGUAAUCUACAAACACAUAAAAGAACACAUACUGGAGAGAAACCUUAUGAAUGUAAUCAAUGUGGUAAAGCCUUUGCAUGUCACAGUGAUCUACAAACACAUAAAAGAACACAUACUGGAGAGAAACCAUAUGAAUGUAAUCAAUGUGGUAAAGCCUUUGCACAGCGCAGUCAUCUCCAAUGUCAUGAAAGAACACAUACUGGAGAGAAAACUUAUGAGUGCAAUCAAUGUUUGGUGGCACACGCCUGGGAUCACAUGUGUGAUAGUCAUCUCCAAAGACAUAAAAGAACACAUACUGGAGAGAAACCCUAUGAAUGUAAUCAGUGUGGUAAAGCCUUUGCAAGACCCAGUCAUCUCCAAUAUCAUAAAAGAACACAUACUGGAGAGAAACCUUAUGAAUGUAAUCAAUGUGGUAAUGUGUUUUCACUAGGGAUAAAUCUCCUAAUUCUGCAUGUAAGAAGUCAUAGUGGAGAGAAACCCUAUGAAUAUAAUCAAUGUGAUAAAGCCUUUGCAAGAUCCAGUCUUCCUCAGUAUCAUAAAGGGAUACAUACUGGAGAGAAACCUAAUAAUUGUAAUCGACGUGGUAAAGCCUUUGCAGGACCCUGUGAUCUACAAUAUCAUAAAAGAACACAUACUGGAGAGAAACUUUAUGAAUGUAAUCAAUGUGGUAAGACCUUUUCAUGUCACGGUAGUCUCCAAAGACAUAAAAUAACUCAUAGUGUAGAAAAACCUUAUGAAUGUGAUCAGUGUCGUAAAGCCUUUGCAAGAUCCAGUUAUCUCAAGUGUCAUAAAAGAACACAUACUGGAGAGAAGCCUUAUGAAUGUAAUGUAUGUGGUAAAGCUUUUACAGUAGCCAGUAAUCUUCAAUAUCAUAAAAGAACACAUACUGGAGAGAAACCUUAUGAAUGCAAUCAAUGUGGUAAAUCCUUUACAGUAUCCAGGAAUCUUCAAUAUCAUAAAAGAACACAUACCGGAGAGAAACCUUAUGAAUGUAAUCAGUGUGGUAAAACCUAUACAGCAUCCAGUAAUCUUAAAUGUCAUAAAAGAACGCAUACUGGAGAGAAACCUUAUGAAUGUAAUCAAUGUGGUAAAGCCUUUGCAGUUCAGUGUAAUCUCAAAAGACAUAAAAGAACACAUACUGGAGAGAAACCUUACAAAUGUAAUCAAUGUGGUAAAGCCUUUACAGCAUCCAGUAAUCUUAAAUAUCAUAAAAGAACACAUUAACCUUACGAAUAUAAUCGAAGUGGUAAUAUAUUCACAAGGGAAAAGUCUUCAAAUUCUAUGUGCUGGAGAGAAACCUAAGUUUGAAAAUGCAAGGCAUCAUCAGGAAGUUGA